Molecule: messenger RNA, 1560 nt
Organism: Rhodamnia argentea
Lineage: Eukaryota; Viridiplantae; Streptophyta; Magnoliopsida; Myrtales; Myrtaceae
Exons: 2
Coding region: 694-1107 (137 amino acids)
Source: RefSeq, a predicted model, not a curated record
AGCCCAAUCAAAGAGGUACAUUAUCCAGUGUGGGCCCACUUUGGACCACCCUCCAAUCCAAUCCGUCGUCUUCUGCAAGGAUAAGCCCAACCCCCUCUCUCUCUCUCUCUCUCUCCUCUCUCUCUCUAACUGCUUCUGUACUCUUCGUCUCCCCUGCAUCAACGCGCCAGCGAAAACACCCAUUGACGAUGGGUGAAUGAGCGCUUCUUCCUCCAUGAAAACCACCUCCGACUCCGCGACGCUGAAUCGCAUCCCUCCGACCCCCGCCCUCUCGAGAGAUGAUGGACAUUGACGAGUGGGAGCUCCUCGCCGUCGACGGCCUCCUCGACUUCCACGAGGACGGCCGCGGCGGCAAGAUCUACUCCCGCCGCCGGAGCUGCCACUCCCAGAGCGUCCUCGACAUGGACCACUUCCGCUGCCCCUCUCCGCCGGCGGACUGGAUCGUCCCCGCCGCGAUCGGACUUGGCCCGGAGGCGGCCGCGGGGCCUCCGGCGGUCAAGGGAAUCGCCGAUCUACCCGCUGAGAGAGUCAAAGCUCCGAGCUUGGGGGGCUUGGGCUCGGGCUCGGAGCGAGAGAUGACGCCCGGCGCCUUCUUCAAGAAGGUGGCGAGGGACAAAAACGAAUUCGUCGACAUGACAAUGGGGGGAGGCGGAGGCGGCGACGGAGAGGAAGAGCCUGUCCUCGCCGCCGAGGAUGAGGGGAGAGAGGGAGGCGGCGGUGGUGGUGAAGGACAAGAGCGACGCCACGCGUGAAGUGGGAGAGGCGCUGUGGGAGCAGAAGAGGAGCGAGGGCGAGGGCGAGGGCGAGGGCGAGAGUAAUGGGGUGCAUAACAUACUGAAGAGAAGCUUCACUGGGAUCGGAGCUCUGUGCUCGUUCGGAGUGGCCGCGGCGGCGACGUUCUGCGUCCUGAUUCUCGGAAGCCGUCAGGGGAACAACAGGCAGAGCCAGCAGAAGCAGAACCUGCGGUUUCAGAUCUACAGUGAUGAUAAGAGAAUUAAGAAGGUUGUCCAUCAUGCAACCAAACUGAACGAAGCGAUAUCUGCGGUGAGAGGAGUCCCGCACACCCGUGCUCACAUCAUCGUCGGUGGCUACUACGAUAGCCUUUGAAGUGCGAUGCAAGAUACUUCCUCGGUCAGGUCUCAGGACCCCUCCUGAUAUGCCAUCUUGUAUGUAUAUGAAAGCUCGCUGUCUCCAUAUGUAUAGUAACAUUGCAAAUCUCUAGUAUCUUAUAGUAUAUCUGAUACGCCACGGUUGUAUAUAUUCUGAACAGCAUAUUGUCGAUUGUAUGAUUGUCUGCAACAUCUAAAGUCCGGACUCGGCAAUAUUUUUCUAGUGCUGCUGUAUGUUGGGAGCUGUAAGCUAUACAUCUGCUGGAGAAGGCAUUAUUAGUCCAGCUUUUGGUUUCAUGUCGACAAGUCAUAAAGCUUUUGUUUUGAAAGGAUAUUGGAGGUUGGCGGCAUCCUCCUUAUUGCUUUGAUGACUCACGCUAGAGGAAGUUUAGUGGGACAUGAGUUGGCAUUUUCUUUCGUGUCGUCUAAGGAAUGAUCAUGAGUUGCAUAA